Molecule: messenger RNA, 2628 nt
Organism: Protomyces lactucae-debilis
Lineage: Eukaryota; Fungi; Ascomycota; Taphrinomycetes; Taphrinales; Protomycetaceae
Product: muts domain V-domain-containing protein
Exons: 1
Coding region: 1-2628 (875 amino acids)
Biological process (GO): chiasma assembly; mismatch repair
Cellular component (GO): nucleus
Molecular function (GO): ATP binding; ATP-dependent DNA damage sensor activity; mismatched DNA binding
Source: RefSeq, a predicted model, not a curated record
AUGGAGUACGACAGCCACUCAGCCCCUGCCGCUUCGCAAGCAUCUGAAGACGACUUUGGCAACGUCCUAGAGCCAGUCAUUGCAUCCUUUGACUACAAGGACAAGAAGCUAGGCAUUGCCUUCUACGCUCGUGAACAAGCAACGCUCUUCAUUGCUCAAGACAUCCAGCAUGAAGCACCACCGUGCUUCGACGCCAUGAAGCGUGCACGCUUCCAGAUCGAACCAGAUGUCAUCUUACUCUCAUCACGCGCAGACGAUGCCUUUCACAGCACAGAGGUGAAUGACCUAGUCUUGUCGGAUGCAGAUGAGACGCGCAAGCAAGUCAGACCGAGUCCAGAAUUCUCCAGCAUCAGUGCCAUGGGACGAUCAUGCGAGCUACGAGCUGCCAAGGACGCUGUACACGCUCAUAUCGCACCACGCAUCACGUUUGGUACCAGUUUGACUGACAGCGAGUCUCAUCAUCGACUUGCAGGUAUCAAGCUCGGUGGAAGUAUUGACGAUAGCGCCAUACUCUCACUUGGCUGUGCAAACGCUGUCUUGUGCUACAUUGAAAAGCACUGUGCUACUUUGCAUGGCGACGAAGAGUUGUCGACCUAUGUCCAUCAAGUAACGAUGUAUGCCCCGAAGAACCAUCUUACCAUCAGUCCAGACUCGUUGUUUGCGCUCGGCAUCUUUGGCGAUGAAGCACACCCUAAUGUCCAUGCGAAUGGAAGCAAAGAAUCUCUGACACUGUUCGGCGUUCUCAACACUUGUCGAACGGCGCAAGGAAAAAUCUUGCUCAGGAGCUGGUUUGCACAGCCUGCUAUGGACCUGGUGACCUUGAAUGAACGUCAUGAUGCAGUGGCUUGUCUCCUGAUGCCUGCAAAUCAGCACCUUUUGGGAUCUAUUGCAUCUUGCUUGCGCUCUUGCGCAGACAUGCGAAAAGUGCUUGCUCUGCUGCGUCAAGGACGUUUCCAUCACGGUCUCUCAAGCAGUAUGCGUGUAGCAACGGAGUGGCAGCGUAUCCUUCAAUUCAGCUUCAACCUCUGCAAGAUUCGUUCGAAUCUAAAGGACCUAUUGAGCGGUCAACAUGCAGUCCUCUUGGACCAGAUUGUUGCUGCUUGUCGUAUUGCAGAUCUCAAUGCCGUCGGCUCGCUUAUCAACGAUGUGGUUGAUUUUGAUGCUUCCCAAACUGAACAACGUGUCGUCGUUCAGCGUGGUAUCGAUGAUGAGCUCGAUCAACUGAAGGAGACGUAUGAUUCGCUCGACGGCGUUUUGAAUCAAGAGCGUCAGCGUCUCAGCGUCGCAGUCCCGCAAGCGUAUAGCGCCAGCGUACAGUGUGUCUACCUUCCACAAAUUGGCUUCUUGACAGCGAUGCCAGCAUCUGGCGCACCCACAACGAGUGGCAAGAAUAGCAUUACUUCGACAAUGCGCUUGGAAGCUCCAGUCGUUCCUGUUUGGCAGGACGAUAGCUGGAUCAUGUCCUUUAGCACUGCCGAGAACGUCUAUUUCAAAACACAACGCAUGACGGAGCUGGAUGAGUACUAUGGCGAUGUACACACACUGGUUGCUGAUCGAGAAAUCGAGCUACUCUACCAGCUGUCUGUGCGUGUCUUGAAGCACAGCGAACUUUUGGUGACGCUCUCUGAUCUGGUCGCAUCGCUUGAUUGUCUCGUUGCUUUUGCAGAGGCUGCAAAAAAGCACAAGUACUGUCGGCCUGAAAUGGUUGAAGCAAGUGUCUUGGACGUCAAGGGUGGUCGUCAUCCUCUGCAUGAGAUUAUCCUGGCGACCUUUGUCGAAAACGACACUCUGCUCAGGGGCGGCCCAUCAGAUGAUCAGAUGGAUGCGAUCAAUGCAAUAUUGCUGACUGGAGCGAAUUACUCUGGCAAGUCAGUUUACCUCAAGCAAACUGCGCUCAUUGUCUACAUGGCACAUAUCGGAUGCUUCGUUCCAGCAAGUUCUGCAGUCAUUGGUCUGACAGACAAGAUCCUCACACGCAUCAGCACUCGCGAAACGGUUGCAAAACCAUCGAGCGCCUUUCUACUUGACCUGCAACAAGUCGCCCUCAUGACUUCAACCAUGACCUCACGCUCACUGCUCAUCAUUGAUGAAUUUGGCAAAGGUACAGAGAGUACAGAUGGAGCGGCAUUGUUUGGGGCACUUGUUGAGCUAUUGACUGGUCAACUCGCAGAUCAUCAAGAUACACGACCUCGCACACUCAUUGCUACACAUUUCCAUGAAGUGAUCGAGUUGGGAUUCAUGAAGCAACCUCCAAAUCUCAAACUCCAGCAUAUGCAGAUCCAUAUACCCGAUGCAGGAGACGGCGUGCAAAAUGCUGGUGAGGCCAACAUAGACACGAAAUUGACUUACUUGUAUCGUCUCGCUGAUGGUCCAUCGCAUGGGAGUUUUGGUCUCAACUGCGCCAUGAUUGGCGGCGUGCAACCCGAUGUCCUCGCUCGAGCGGCUCAGCUGCUUGCAGUGACGAGUCGAGGGGAAUCGCUCGUUCAUGCAAUGACAGAGCUGACUGAAGAUGAAAAGGAAGACUUGCGCCGCGCAGAGAAGCUCGCAAGGGCAUUCUUGAGUUGGGACUUGACAGCAGAGCCGGUUGAGGGCAUCAAGGGCAGAUUACAGUCUUUGCUUACGCUGUAA